AUGAGUAAUAUGGAUAGAGAAAAACGAGUGGUAUCGUUUUUUAUUUGGGAUCCUGAAUUAGAGCGUAAAAUUGAUUGUGAAGUGAAAAUGAUUGAUGGAAUCAGUAAAUUACUUCAUGUAGCAACGACAGUUGAACAAACAAUUGAAUGCAAUAAAGCACUUGUUCUAUCGCAACAACGAAUGUUAGCUUUUAUGGCUGAAAUACGACGAAAACAGCAGAACUUACUAAAACGUGAUGAUACAAAUCUACAGCCAAUAAAAGCAACUGUGAUUUUAUCAGAUAUACGUUUCCCAUUAGUAUGGACUAAGAUGAAAAAAGCAAAAUCAGCCCAAAAGAAAUUUGCUGUUUUCUGUUUGGCACGUAUUGGCUGUGAAAUAAUUGAUACACAAAUGAAAUUCAUUGAUAAACAAUCAACUGACAUACUAUUUACCGAUAAAUUGACAUUUGAAAAUGUUCCUCAUGAUUUUCAACUAGAUCUCGAAAUUUAUGCAUUAAAUAAAAGUCUGGCUGUAUCAACAGACGCAAAAGAUUUCGCUGAAAGAUAUAGUUAUUUUUCAACUCAUGGAUCACCAAAAGUAAAACGAAAAGCUCAACAAAAUGAAACAAGUCAUCAAAAAGCAUCUAAUCAACCGCAAUCAAAAUUUGUUUUAAUUGCUCGAGCAACUUAUAAUAAAGAAUCUGUUAAUCGAAUGGCAAAAGUUCGUACAUUAGUAAUGGAACGUCCACAAGAAAAAGCAAUAAUGCAAUUACCUAUCGAAGAUUCAUUUAUUUCACGUUUUCUUAUUCAACCUUUAUGCUAUACACCAUCGGCAAAAUUUACUGGUAUUGUUGAAAUUAAUCGUAUUCGAUAUUCUUGUAUAUUGAAUGGAGGAUUCUUGCAUGGCGAAGAAAUUGUGCGUAAUAGCAAUUCAAAUCCACGUACUUUUUCUAUACCGAUCACAACAGAUACUAUAAUUCUAUCGCGCAAUGAUUAUUUAUCGUUUUCAAUUUUUAAUCGUGGUUUUAAUCAAGAAGAUUUUUCUGUUCAAGAUUUAUUUACGUUAAAUAUUUGGAUACGAGCAUUACAACAACAUAUUGUUGAUAUUCGUGCUUGGGCUCAAACUGCUGAACAUUUACCAUCUAUACGCCGAUAUUCUUAUCAACCAUUAGCAACAUCAACGAGUUCAGUAAAUUUAACAAGAAAACCGACAUCAAGAACACAAACUCGAUCGCUUGAAAAUAUUUAUCAAACGAGUAUUGAUUCUAAAUCUAUCCUCACUAAUCGAUUUAAUCCAUCGCAUACUCUAAGUCAUACAAUUGCUCAUCAUACGACAACUGAUGAUGAAGAAGAUGAUGGUGAUGAUGGUGACACUGUAUCAAUAACUCAUACACGAUUUUAA
Molecule: messenger RNA, 1380 nt
Organism: Rotaria socialis
Lineage: Eukaryota; Metazoa; Rotifera; Eurotatoria; Philodinida; Philodinidae
Source: the annotation of a GenBank genome assembly